GUUUAUUUUAUGCAAAAUAUGUUUCUUGUAACUACAACAUAUCUGUGUUGGGGUUUUACACAUGUCUGCAUAUGGAUAAUCGAGCUGCAUCAUGAAUGUGCCUAGUUAAAGACCUUUUUCUACAUCACUAUCGGUUAUGGCCUCUGUGUCAAUGUGGCGUUAAUCUUCAAAGUGCAUUUCAUCCCGUUUAUUCAGUCUCUAAAGAACGUCUCCUGCAAAAAACAAUGAUAUGCAGGGUACGGAUGGGCCGUUAGGUGGUCCUGAUGUCAGAAGGAGGAUCCCAAUCAAACUUCUUCCCAAACAGGCCAGGAAUAAACCUGCCCCACGACCCCAAAGACCAGCAGGACGGUUACCUUCCAAAUCCCAUUCUGUAGACGAAGAAGGGUUUAACUUCAAGCAGGAGGACCGGUUUGAUUGUGGCGUGAAAUCUGGAGACGCAUUUGCGAGUCAGCGUCGAUUCCCACAGCAGCUGUAUUGGGAUUACAAGCUAAAUUUGAUCGGUGAAAAGGAUGAGACACCUGUUCAUUUCUGUGACAAAUGUGGACUGCCAAUUAAGACAUACGGUCGUAUGAUCCCAUGCAAGCAUGUUUUCUGCUACGAGUGUGCAUUACAUCAUGAAAGGAAGGGUGAUAAGAUGUGUCCAGGUCUAAACAUGUACAGCUGUACAGACCCGGUCCAGCGGAUUGAACAGUGCCAGCGUGGAUCUCUGUACAUGUGCAGUAUCGUUCAGGGUUGCAAACGCACCUAUCUAUCCCAGAGAGACCUGCAGGCUCACAUCAACCACCGGCACAUGCGCUCCGGCAAGAGCUCCAGCAGCCGCUCUGACUCUCUCCACCUUCCUCCCGCCUCGGAGGUGUCCGACCGCUUCCGCGUGCCCCCACCUCACCUAUCUAAGCCCCAUGUGCUCAUUCCUCCUCCUCUGGCUCAUCCCGGACACGACCCCUACAGCCAGCCUCCCUCUGGCUCCCACGAUGACCUCCGACCUCCACAAGGCCAGCCGCCUGGAGACAUGGGACCAUCCCGCUCUCUCGCUCAGGAGACCUUCCGCAUCUCGACCGUCACCACUCGGAAGCACAGCAACCUCAUUACAGUUCCCAUUCAGGAUGAUUCCGCAAGCUCCGGACCAUCCCGUGACCCCCUUCCCCAGCCCGGCAAUGCUCCGCCCCCUCACCAUCACCCUGGAGACUAUCCAGGUCAGCCUGUUGUGACUCAUCCGCAUCACAUGAUGGCGCCGCCUCAGCAGCACUACGGCCCCCCUCCGCCCCCUCCUCCCAUCAGUCACCCUAUGCCACACCCGGGACAGGGCUCAAAUACACCUCACAUGGUUUUCAACCAAGCUCCUCCGCCGCUGUCAUCUGUUCCCCCUCCCAUUACCCCACCUCCCGGACACCUCAUUGGUCAGAUGCCUCCAUUUAUGAACCAUCCUCCUCCAGGGCCGCCCCCUCAGCAUGGAGGUCCCCCUGUCAACGCCCCGCCGCCCCAUCAUUAUAACCCCCAGUUUCCCGAGGACAAGAGCACGCUCAGCCCGCCGUUCAACCAACCCGGCGGCUUGAGUCCAGGAAUGUGGCCGGCGCCCAGGGGUCCUCCUCCACGAAUGCAGGGUCCCCCUCCACAGGGACAGAUGCCGGGGCCGCAUCACCCCGAUCAGGGCCGCUACAGACCGUAUUACCAGUAAUAACGUGAUUUUGUUGUUGCUAAAUAAAGUGGUUUAGUAUGUAAACCUGGCAGGGAUUCGAAUGGAUAUUUUAUAGUCUGAAACUAUUAACUGUAUAGUAAAGAUCAGUACUGAAUGGUGUAUUAAAUCUUGUCGUCGUCAGAUAUUCAAACAUUUACUUUUUAAUAAUUCAGCCCAUACAUGCUGCAUUUUAGGGGCUUUUGUUGAUUGUCGAAUGUGUUGUUUCUUGAAUGUAAUCCAAAUUAAAUGUACAAAUUAAA
This is a messenger RNA of Labeo rohita (rohu), 1935 nucleotides long. It is a transcript of the gene cbll1, whose product is annotated as Cbl proto-oncogene-like 1, E3 ubiquitin protein ligase. Gene Ontology annotation, molecular function: ubiquitin protein ligase activity; metal ion binding. NCBI's taxonomy places the organism in Eukaryota, Metazoa, Chordata, Actinopteri, Cypriniformes, Cyprinidae. The transcript is spliced from 6 exons. The record is from RefSeq and is a predicted model, not a curated record. Gene Ontology annotation, biological process: protein ubiquitination; regulation of cell adhesion. Bases 230 to 1675 code for a protein of 481 amino acids.